AUUAUGAUUCAUACUGUUCUCAUGUGAACACAUACUUUGAUCCUAAUAGGCUUGCUCACCAUAAAAGCACGCACACUUGGGAAGCACUGCUGACUUGAGCACCCCUCACCACUCCAGAGAAGCAGGACACAACAGUGAUCAAGAGAAAUGCUUUAAGAAAACUAAUUGGGAUGUAAAGGAGCUAGUUCUUCACUGAGCACUGCAGAACUCCAGUGAGUCAACACAGUGAAGGGUCAAUAUAUUCGGCAUUACAAGUAACUGAAAAAAAAAAAAAAAAAAAAAAAGGAACAACAACACUCACCCACAAAUCAGCACAGAUCACAGGAGUAAAACAUUAACUGGAAUACAAACAAAAAACAGCACAGCUCAGCAAAUACAUCCAAUCACAACCUGUGAAAGCAUAUUCAAGCUAGAGCCUGCAGUAGGAGACAGUUUUGCAGUCAGUGCUCUGUCCACAGGACAAUGACGCUGCGGCUUUGCUAUCCACUUGCUGCCGGGAUUUUUAUCCUCCUCGUUCCUGGCCUCUCUGAAGGAGGGAAACUCCUGGUGGUGCCCAUGUUUGGAAGCCACUGGCUAAGCCUGAGGGAAGUAGCUCAUGAGGUUGCUAAGAGAGGACAUGAAGUGGUGGUGCUUAAACCAGAAGUAAGCUGGAAUAUGGAUGACAAACGGGGACACGCAUAUACUGUGAAAAUAUACCCAGUGUCCACCAAGUUAGAAGAUCUGGAUAAUAACUUUAAAGUGUAUCUUCAAGCUCACCUCAAGAGUAUGCCUUUCCCAAAACAUGCUAUAGUACUCUUGAACAUGUUCGCACGACUUAUUGGAACCUUUUAUACUCAGUGCGAGGAACUGUUCAACAGCACGGAAACACUGCAGUACUUGAAUCAAAGCAACUUCGACGCAGUCAUCACAGAUCCCUUUUUUAUGUGUGGAGCAACAGUUGCUAAUUACAUUUCGCUUCCAUUCGUGUUCUUCAUGAGAGGAAUGCCUUGCAAUCUACACUUUGAUGCAGCACAGUGCUCAAGCCCUCUGUCGUACGUCCCCAGAACACUUUCAUUCAAUUCAGACCACAUGACAUUUUUCCAGAGAGUAGAGAAUACACUGAUUUCUGUUUUGGAGCGCUUUUACUGUAAUGUCCUCUAUCAAGAUGCACUACAGUUUUCCUCUAAAAUUCUUCAAAGAGACGUAACCCUGCUGGACCUCCUGAACUCUGCUUCUAUUUCAAUAAUGAGAUUUGACUUUGUGUUUGAGUAUCCCAGACCAGUGAUGCCCAAUAUGGUCUUUGUUGGAGGUAUAAACUGUGCUGAGAAGAAACCACUGCCUAAGGUAUGUUCAUUUUCUCAAAUUACACAUUUCCCAAAGCAAUGCAAUUUCAUGGCUUAGGGAUGGUUAGCGUACUUGAUAUUAUUUUUCUUUCCAAAAUAUU
Molecule: messenger RNA, 1423 nt
Organism: Lagopus muta (rock ptarmigan)
Lineage: Eukaryota; Metazoa; Chordata; Aves; Galliformes; Phasianidae
Product: UDP-glucuronosyltransferase 1A9-like
Exons: 2
Coding region: 463-1380 (305 amino acids)
Molecular function (GO): UDP-glycosyltransferase activity
Source: RefSeq, a predicted model, not a curated record